Corvus hawaiiensis (hawaiian crow) is the source of this 2635-nucleotide messenger RNA. RefSeq names its product MDM4 regulator of p53 (gene MDM4). Gene Ontology annotation, cellular component: nucleus. Gene Ontology annotation, biological process: regulation of cell cycle; protein ubiquitination; negative regulation of apoptotic process. The transcript has 11 exons. NCBI's taxonomy places the organism in Eukaryota, Metazoa, Chordata, Aves, Passeriformes, Corvidae. Gene Ontology annotation, molecular function: ubiquitin-protein transferase activity. The record is from RefSeq and is a predicted model, not a curated record. The coding region runs from base 182 to 1594 and encodes 470 amino acids.
CGCUCCGCUCUGGGGCUUCGCCGCCAUGUUGGCCGUGAGGGGAAGCGGCGGCCCGGACCCCGCUAAAAUGGAGGCGCGGAGCCCUCAGGGGGUGUAGGGGCUUCGUCCCCUCCCCGACCCCCGGCCCGGAGCCCAUGGAGCGGCUGUAGGGGCGGUGCUUGAACAGCUCCUCACUGCCAGGAUGAGCUCCCCAAGCUCUGCCCAGCAUCCAGCAGCCGAGAAUUCCUGCAGGAUCACCCUUGGACAAGCUCAUCAGGUGAGACCCAAACUGCCGCUCCUGAGGAUUCUGCAGGCUGCAGGUGCCCAGGGCGACACCUUCACACUCAAAGAGGUGAUGCAUUUCCUGGGCCAGUACAUCAUGGGGAGGCAGCUCUACGACAAGAGGCAGCAGCACAUGGUUCAUUGUGGAGGGGAUCAGCUGGGAGAGCUGCUGGGACUGCAGAGCUUCUCUGUCAAGGAUCCCAGCCCCGUGUACGAGAUGCUGAAACGGAACCUGACGGCUGCUGCCCUCUCAGAUGCUGCACAGACUCUCCCAAAGGAGCAGAGCGUCGCUAAGCCCAGCCCAGACCAGCUGAAGCUCAGCCAGGAGGAAGGGUCUGACUCUGGAAUCGUGGAGGGUGACAGCAAAGCCUCUGCUCUGGCUACCUCAGAGCCCAAAAGUGACUCUUGUGAAGACAAAGACUUGAUAGAAAACCUCUCCAAAAGCAAGAAGCCGAAGCUGGACCUGGUGUUUGAGGAAUGGGAUGUGGCUGGGCUGCCUUGGUGGUUUUUAGGCAACCUUAGAAGCAAUUACAAUUCCAGGAGUAACGGAUCCACAGAUAUUCAGACUAACCAGGACAUUGACACUGCCAUAGUUUCAGACACCACUGAUGACCUGUGGUUCCUCAACGAGUGCCCCUUGGAGCAGGGCAGUGCUGGGCUCAAGGUGGAAGUGCUGGACUGUGAGGAGGUUACAGGAAGUGCCACAAAGGUGCCUGAGGAUGUGUGCUUGGAUGAGCUGGAGAAUUCCCAGUGCCUGACUGAUGACACGGACACAGAGGCUGCUUCUGAGGAUUGCUGGCAAUGCUCCAAGUGCAGGAAGUUCAACUCUCCAGGGAAAAGGUACUGCUACCGCUGCUGGGCCCUGCGCAAGGACUGGUACCGGGACUGCCCCAAACUGCCCCAUUCCCUGUCCCUCUCCAACAUCAAUUCCAUGGAAAACCAGGAGCAGGAUGAAGGGAUGGACGUUCCAGACUGCAGGAGGACAAUUUCAGCCCCAGCUGGCCAACCCAAACACCUUUUCCUGGGAGAAACCAAACCCCACGUGGAUCCCGGCAGCUCCAUCGAGUCCUUGGAUUUGGCGCGGGAUGGGAAAAACCGGGAUUUUGCCGAGCUGAAAAAAGAGGAGGAGAUGGAAUCUUUGGAGAGCAUCAAAACCCUGCUGAAUCCCUGCUUCCUGUGCCAGCACAGGCCUCGGGAUGGGAAUAUUGUCCACGGAAGGACUGCUCACCUGGUGGCCUGCUUCAGGUGUGCCAGGAUGCUGAAGAAGAAGAGAUCUCCGUGCCCCGUGUGCAGGAAGGAGAUCAAGAUGGUCAUCAGGAUCUUCAUGGGGUAGUGAGGCUUUCUGCCCCUAAAAUAACCCCAAAAUGAGGAGGGGUUUUUUUUUGCACUCAAAUCCCAGUUCCGGGGCUCAGUGUGUGCAGAUCACAAUGGUCGUUGGGUUAUUCGUGGGUUAGCUGAGCCUUCUGACCCUAAAAUAAGCCCAAAAAGAGGAUUUUUUUUUGCACUCAAAUCCCAAUUCCAGAGCUCAGUGUGCAGGAUCAGGAUGGUCAUCGGGAUCUUCACGGGGUAGCAGGGUCACUUGAGCCCUUCUGCCCCUAAAAAUAACCCCCAAGUGAGGUUUUUUGCACUCAAAAUCCCAUUUCAGUGUGUGCAGGAAGGAGAUCAGGAUGGUCAUCAGGAUCUUCGUGGGGUAGCGUGGCCUUCUGCCCCUAAAAUAACCCCAAAACGAGGUUUUUUGCACUCAAAUCCCAAUUUUAGAACCAAUUGUGCAGGAUCAAGAUGGUCAUCAGGAUCUUCAUUGGGGUAGUGAGGGUUUCUGUCUCUAAAAGAACCCCAAAAAGAGGAUUUUUGCACUCAAACCCCUAUUCCAGAGCUCAGCCAGUGAAACCAAAGAAAAUCAGGAUUUGAAUCCCACUAAGAAUCCUCUGCAGGAUCCACUUUUCCAUGGAAAUCAAACACCUUGGGAUCAAAACCCCAGCUUGGAAAUUUUCCCAAUUUUCCAACUUCAGCCCAAUUUUGCCCCUGGGAUUCUUUAUCCUGACCAAGAAUGGAAGAUUUGGGAAAAGCUGUGACUUCUGGAAUGUUUUUUUUUCCAUAAAUCCAGACCUGUGCAAUUCCUUUGGAGCUGAGAGAUAAAAAAUAGAAAUAAAUAUUUAUGGUGGGAGGGUGGGGGGUUUGUUUUGCAUCAGUUUUCCUGAGAAGAAAAAUAACUUUAUUCCUGAUUUUUUUUUUUAUUGUUUAAGGCAGGCAGGGUGAAGAUUUCCUUGCUCCCAGAUGGGAAGUAAUUCCAGAUUUUUAAUCCACAGCUCUCAGGUCACAAAUCCGAUGGAAAUAAUAAUAAUAAUAAUAAUAAUAAUGGUAUAUUUUGCUUUUU